UAUACAUAUUGAUAUAUACAUACCUUUGUUCUCACAGUGUAGUGCAAUUUCUCGUUCUCGUCGAUGCGGCGGGAACUUCGACGGAAGUGGCAGGGAGCGGAAGCAAUACCGAAAUCGAACGCGAGGUGCUGCCGCGCGAUCUACGGAUUUCGUGACGCGAGGUGGUGAUCAUCCCUCGUUGUGGGUCGCCUCGGUUAGUGUCUUCCGCGACUCGGGGGGUCGCGCCCGGGACUCGCUGCCGCAACAUGGGCUGCGAACUUAGCAAACUGGCCGCCACGAAAUCGCGCAAUCAAACCGGAAACGAUGGCUCAUCGCCGCCGCCGCCGCCGCCGGCCGCCACGGAUCCUCGACUUCCGCUCACGGCUCGGCAAAAAUUUACGGUUAUCGCCAGCUGGAAAGCGGUCUCCAGGGCAUUGGAGCCCACGGGUAUAUACAUGUUUAUAAGGUUAUUUGAAGAGAAUGCGGAAUUGCUAAAUAUGUUCACGAAGUUUCGGGAUCAAAAGACAAAGGAGCAACAAUCUACGAGUAUGGAACUGGCCGAGCACGCGAAAACGGUCAUGACCACCCUCGACGAAGGUAUCAAGAGCCUGGACGACAUGGAUGCGUUCCUGACGUACCUUCACGAGGUCGGGGCCUCUCACACGAAGAUCCCUGGAUUCAACCGACAAUAUUUCUGGAAAAUCGAAAAACCGUUUCUGGAUGCGGUGGAACGUACGCUGGAGGACCGAUACUCGGAAAAUGUGGAGAACAUCUAUAAGCUGACGAUCAAGUUCAUCAUCGAAACGCUGAUCGACGGCUUCGACAAAGCACAGAGCGACAAGGCCAAGUCCUAGUCGUCCUAGUCCCGAGGAUCCGGCACGCACGCGAUCGCCCUCGAUCUUGCGAGAUGUUGACAGCCCCCCGGGUCGGCCUGGCUUCCCGACGUUUGGAACGGGAAAAUGCCAGCCGACGAUUCUUGAGAAGACGACGAUGGGGACAAUCGUCGUUCUUGCGUUGAUUCGCGCGGCGUCAACACGUCGCUGCUACGUUUCUCCGCGAAUUCCUGAGAAACGCGAAAUGCGAGCGCGUGGCGUUUUGCGCCAUCGCCCUCACCGGCCUGAGAUCUUUUUCCCCUUCGUGCGGGUCUCGCCAUUAAACGUCUCCGGAUAUUAAGAACACGGUCUCGAGUCAGUCCUUCGGGAUCUCUUCGUAAAAACCGUGCCGCAACGCGAAGCGAAAGAGCCGCGUGGCUCUCCCACGACGGUCGAAGGAUUUCUCUCUUUUUAUCUGUUUAACUCAACUAACAAUUAAUGUUGAUUGGAUUUUCGAUGAUAGAAAAAUGAGUCCAUUUAA
Molecule: messenger RNA, 1332 nt
Organism: Cyphomyrmex costatus
Lineage: Eukaryota; Metazoa; Arthropoda; Insecta; Hymenoptera; Formicidae
Product: neuroglobin
Exons: 3
Coding region: 246-833 (195 amino acids)
Molecular function (GO): heme binding; oxygen binding
Source: RefSeq, a predicted model, not a curated record